CGUUUUGCGUCAGUAGGCAAGGCACUUUACGGCCGUCGUGCCGCUCAUGUCAGUCAACAUGGAGGCAGAGGAAUCGGAGAAGGCCGCAACGGAGCACGAGCCGCUGAAAGGGACAGAACAGACACUAGACGCGGAGGAGGAGCAGGAGGAAUCCGAAGCAGCGGCCUGUGGCCGCAAUAAGCGGGUAGUGCCAGGUAUUGUGUACCUGGGCCAUAUCCCGCCGCGCUUCCGUCCUCUGCACGUCCGUAACCUUCUCAGCGCCUAUGGCGAGGUCGGACGCGUCUUCUUUCAGGCUGAGGAUCGGUUCGUGAGACGCAAGAAGAAAGCAGCAGCAGCUGCGGGAGGAAAAAAGCGGUCCUACAGCAAGGACUACACCGAGGGAUGGGUGGAGUUCCGUGACAAGCGCAUAGCCAAGCGCGUGGCGGCCAGUCUACACAACACGCCUAUGGGUGCCCGCAGGCGCAGCCCCUUCCGUUAUGAUCUUUGGAACCUCAAGUACUUGCACCGUUUCACCUGGUCCCACCUCAGUGAGCACCUUGCCUUUGAGCGCCAGGUGCGCAGGCAGCGCCUGAGAGCGGAGGUUGCUCAGGCCAAGCGUGAGACCGACUUCUAUCUUCAAAGUGUGGAACGGGGACAACGCUUUCUUGCGGCCGAUGGGGACCCUGCUCGCCCAGAUGGCUCCUGGACAUUUGUGCAACGUCCUACUGAGCAGGAACUGAGGGCCCGGAAAGCAGCACGGCCAGGGGGUCGUGAACGGGCUCGCCUGGCGACUGCCCAGGACAAGGCCCGCUCCAACAAAGGGCUCCUGGCCAGGAUCUUUGGAGCCCCACCACCCUUAGAGAGCAUGGAGGGACCUUCCCUUGUCAGGGACCCCUGAGGGCCAGGGUGGCCCCUUCCAGCUCCUAGCCCUGCUCUGCUUCCUGUCUACCUCAUACUAGAAUGAUCGUGACUAUCCAGGCAAACAUUUUACUGUGUUUCUCAGACCAAGUGUCUCUGCUAAGGGCCCAAACGUGCAAGUUUUGAGGGCUUCCACUAUCCUCACUCCGAACUCCUGUAUAUGCCUGGCUGAGUCACCUAAUUCAUACUGUCAUACUAGCAUGAUUAUGACUAUUGCAUAUGCUUGUUUUGUUUGACUCUUGGCUGCCUACGUCUAUAGGGUCCCCUAAAAAUCCCACGUUCUGCCCCCAGGAAUGGGCCUUUAUUUCCAACUAGGGGGAUAAUGCCUGCAAUAAUCCCGGCAAUCUUUCUCUGUUUAGCAGUCACAGGUGAGGGUGGUAUUAGCAUCUUUUUUAUGUAGAAAAAAUUGACAGUUAAUGGCGUGGACUGAGUUGGGAAGAAAUACAUUUCCUAAUGUAUUUAUAGAAAAUAAAAAUAUUUUUUAUGCCUUUUUA
Macaca mulatta (Rhesus monkey) is the source of this 1391-nucleotide messenger RNA. It is a transcript of the gene ABT1, whose product is annotated as activator of basal transcription 1. Gene Ontology annotation, cellular component: nucleolus. Lineage: Eukaryota; Metazoa; Chordata; Mammalia; Primates; Cercopithecidae. The record is from RefSeq and is a predicted model, not a curated record. Gene Ontology annotation, biological process: small-subunit processome assembly; endonucleolytic cleavage to generate mature 5'-end of SSU-rRNA from (SSU-rRNA, 5.8S rRNA, LSU-rRNA); endonucleolytic cleavage in 5'-ETS of tricistronic rRNA transcript (SSU-rRNA, 5.8S rRNA, LSU-rRNA). Gene Ontology annotation, molecular function: RNA binding.